Molecule: messenger RNA, 2544 nt
Organism: Australozyma saopauloensis
Lineage: Eukaryota; Fungi; Ascomycota; Pichiomycetes; Serinales; Metschnikowiaceae
Gene: HIS4
Product: trifunctional histidinol dehydrogenase/phosphoribosyl-AMP cyclohydrolase/phosphoribosyl-ATP diphosphatase
Exons: 1
Coding region: 1-2544 (847 amino acids)
Biological process (GO): L-histidine biosynthetic process
Cellular component (GO): cytoplasm; cytosol
Molecular function (GO): phosphoribosyl-AMP cyclohydrolase activity; histidinol dehydrogenase activity; metal ion binding
Source: RefSeq, a predicted model, not a curated record
AUGACUUUUCCAGUCCUUCCCUAUGUCUCGUCGCCCCUGGACGUAGACGAAUUCGCCGUCACCGGCAAAGCCCUUUUGCCAUUUGAGUCGUUCAAAAUCGAAAAGCAUGCCCUCAACGGCUACCCACACUCUUUGGAGGUGAACAUCGAUGUCACCCAAUCGAAGGUCUCUGUAGAUGACAUCGUGGCCUUGCUCAAUGUAGGUGUAAGUAAAGUGUUCGCCACCGAAGCCCAAUUCGCCGAGGCCUCCGAGGCUGGCUUGCCUUCGUCCAGAUUUGCAAUCGAGUAUGCUUCUGGUUCCAAUACUGUAUUCUCCAAGGCUUCGGUCGUGGUGACCGAGAAGCUCAGCGACGAGCAAUUCAAGCAAGUUAGCGACAACGAAAACAAGCCGGUGUACUUUAGAAACACCGUGACCCAGCAACAGGCCGAGGAGUUGGCUGGCGCCGGCUACGUUCUUGUCCUUCCUAGCACAGAGCUCUCGAAGAGUGAGUCGUCCUCUAAGAUCUGCAUUGGCGACGUCUUUGUCUCCACCUUGACCACCGACAGACCCGAUGGUCUCUAUACCACUUUGAUCACCACUCCUGCUCCCGCACACACAGCAUUGGGCGUAGUGUACCUGUCCAAGGCUUCCAUCAAGGCAGCCAUUGUCAGCAACGAGGGUGUCUACCAAUCGCGCAAGAGACCCGAGGAGUUGUGGUAUAAGGGAAAAACCUCUGGCGCCACCCAGAAGCUCGUCAAGCUCGAAAGAGACUGCGACAGCGACUUGAUUAAAUUCGUAGUUGAACCUAGAACAGGCUAUGGCUUCUGCCACCUCUCCAACCACUUCACAUGCUUCCAAGAUGGCGAUUUGUUGGAGAGCAAAGACACUUUUGGCAGUGGUAUGUCCAGAUUGGACAACACAUUGGCUGACAGAGUCACCAAUGCACCAGCUGGUCUGUACACCAAACGUUUGUUCGACGACGACAAGCUUCUAGUCGCCAAGAUGAAGGAAGAACUCGACGAAUUGAUCGAGGCCGGUGAGAAGAAGGACAAGGAUGAGGUUGCCUGGGAGGCCGCCGACUUGUUGUAUUUUGCCAUGGCUUACUGCGUCAAGAAUGGUGUUCGCUUGGCUGAUGUCGAGAGAAACUUGGAUAUCAAGAGCCUCAAAGUCACUAGAAGAAAGGGCGAUGCUAAACCCCAAUACACAGAGCAACAAGCACCUGCUUCGCAACUUAAGCCUUACCAGAUGGAAGUCAUCGAGGCCUCCGCUGCUAAUUCCGACGACAUUGAGCGUGCAUUGACUAGACCUGUCCAAAAGACUGCUGACAUUAUGAAGUUGGUUCUUCCAAUUAUCAAGCAGGUUCAACAAUACGGCGAUGAUGCCUUAAUCGAGCUCACUGCCAAGUUUGAUGGUGUUUCAUUGUCCUCUCCUGUCUUGAACGCUCCAUUCCCACCCGAACUCAUGGAGAUCUCUGACGAUAUGAAGGCCGCAAUUGACCUUUCCAUGAGCAAUAUCGAGAAGUUCCACAGAGCUCAACUUCCAACCGAGGAGGUCAUGACCGUGGAGACUGCCCCUGGUGUCUUCUGCUCUCGUUUUGCUAAGCCUAUCGAGAAUGUUGGUUUGUACGUCCCAGGUGGUACCGCUGUUCUUCCCUCCACUGCUAUGAUGCUUGGUGUCCCUGCCCAAGUUGCUGGCUGUAAGAACAUCGUCAUUGCCUCUCCCCCAGCCCGUGCUACUGGUAAAUUGACUCCUGAAGUUGUUUAUGUGGCACACAAGUUGGGAGCCAGUUCUAUCGUUAUGGCUGGUGGUGCACAAGCUGUCACUGCCAUGGCAUAUGGAACUAAAUCUGUUGUGAAGUGUGACAAGAUUUUGGGCCCAGGUAACCAAUUUGUUACUGCUGCUAAGAUGUACGUGCAAAAUGAUACCCAAGCUUUGUGCUCUAUUGACAUGCCGGCUGGUCCCUCAGAAGUCUUGGUUAUUGCAGAUGAAAAUGCAGAUGCAGACUUUGUUGCCAGUGAUUUGCUUUCUCAAGCUGAGCACGGUAUCGACUCUCAGGUCAUCUUGAUUGGUGUCAAGCUCUCACAGGAGAAGCUCCAAAGUUUCGAAGAUGCUGUUCGCAGACAAGCCGAAGUUUUACCCAGAAAGGAGAUUGUUGCAAAGUGUUUAGCACACUCAUACACUCUUUUGGUCAACACAUAUGAUGAAGCCUUUGAUUUGAGUAACCAAUACGCCCCAGAGCACUUGAUUCUUCAGAUCGAUGAUGCCGAGUCUUAUGUUCCAUCCAAGAUCGAGAAUGCCGGAUCUGUCUUCGUGGGUGCUCUCUCGCCAGAAUCCUGUGGUGACUACUCGAGUGGAACUAACCACACCUUGCCAACCUAUGGUUACGCUAGACAAUAUUCUGGUGUCAACACUGCUACUUUCCAAAAGUUCAUUACCUCGCAGAAUGUGACAGAGGAGGGUUUGAAGAGCAUUGGAAAGGCUGUGAUGACUUUGGCCGCUGUCGAGGGUCUCGAGGCUCACAGAAAUGCAGUUCAAGUUAGAAUGGACAAACUUGAGUUGCACUGA